AUCAAUAACUGACAUUCAGUCAUGCUCUCUUGAAAAAUUUGGCAUGAAGCCUUGUUUGUGGCAGCUCAAAGUUGCCCAGACUCUGCUCAAAGGGGACUGGGAUGUCAUAUGCAUAGUGGGCACUGGAAUGGGGAAAAUGCUUGGAUUCUGGUUACCUUUGCUGUUCUGUGAUGGCAGCAUUCAAAUCAUUGUCACUCCUCUUAAUAUGCUAGGCAGGCAAAAUGCUGCAUCACUGGCCAAGGCCAGCAUACAUGGAAUAUCCAUUGAUGGAGAGACUGUCAACAUGUUCCAGACACUUGGCAAGAUAUGA
This is a messenger RNA of Suillus subaureus, 310 nucleotides long. RefSeq lists its product as uncharacterized. Lineage: Eukaryota; Fungi; Basidiomycota; Agaricomycetes; Boletales; Suillaceae. Gene Ontology annotation, molecular function: nucleic acid binding; ATP binding. The record is from RefSeq and is a predicted model, not a curated record. Bases 44 to 310 code for a protein of 88 amino acids. The transcript has a single exon.